CACAAUCCUGGAUUGACAUACUUCAGUUGACAAGAACAGUUAGCCAAAAGCAGAACUAUAGAAGUCAAAGAGCAAGGAGAGUACGUUUAAAGACUUCGCCAGCACUGUGGACUUAGACGGACUAGGCCUUGGUUUCUAUUUGGCAGGUGGUGCCGAUUACAUUCUGAAUUUUAUGGCAUGAAUAGUACUUCUAUCAUGACUUCAGUUAUGCUAACGUCUGGGGCCUAUCAAGGUCUAGGGGUCUGUUACCGACAUGACCUCGCACCCCAUGGCCAAUGGUACAAAGUUGCCCCACACUUCCUGUCCUCUCUUUCCUCUUUCAGAUUUCAACCAGAGGAACAGAUGCAACCCGGCUGUGUGGGCAGCAAGGUUCCUCUCUGGGGAGCCCUCCCGAUCAAACGGAGUUUGUAUCCUCCGGGAGGAGCCUGCGGCUGACCUUCCGGGCACACUCCUCUGAGAACAAAGUCACACACCUCCACAAAGGCUUCCUGGCUCUCUACCAAGCCAUAGCUGUGAGCCAACCCAAUGGGGACGCUGAGGCUGUCACCACACCUGGAGCCAACCCUCCCGAGAUUCAGAACCACUGCCCAGGUCCCUAUUAUAAGGAAGAGCAGACAGGGACACUUAGCUGCCCAUCCUCGCGGAAGUGGAAGGACAGACAGCGCGGAGAAGAGGUUCCUGAGUGUGUGCCGGUCUGUGGAAGACCAGUCGUCCCCAUUGCGGAGAACCCAAACACUUUUGGUUCUUCCAGAGCCAAGCCGGGCAACUUCCCCUGGCAAGCCUUCACCAGCAUCUAUGGCCGUGGGGGCGGAGCCCUGCUGGGUGACAGAUGGAUCCUGACGGCUGCCCAUACCAUCUUCCCCAAGGAUAGCAUCUAUCUCAGAAAGAACAAGACUGUGAAUGUGUUUCUGGGUCACACAGACGUAGACGAGCUGCUGAAACUGGGGAACCAUCCUGUCCGAAGGGUGGUGGUUCACCCAGACUACCGCCAAGAGGAGUCCCACAACUUCGAUGGGGAUAUCGCCCUCCUGGAGCUGGAGCACAGGGUCCCUCUGGGGCCCAAUCUCCUCCCGGUCUGUCUGCCGGACAACGAGACCCUCUACCACAGCGGCCUGUGGGGUUACAUCAGUGGGUUCGGUGUGGAGAUGGGCUGGUUAACGACGAAGUUGAAAUACUCAAAGCUGCCUGUAGCUCCCCGGGAGGCCUGUGAAGCCUGGCUCCGCCAGAGGCAGCGAACCGAGGUGUUUUCUGACAAUAUGUUCUGUGUCGGGCAAGAGAUGCAGGUCAACAGUGUCUGCCAGGGAGACAGUGGCAGCGUCUACGUGGUGUGGGACGACCGUGCUCUUCGCUGGGUGGCCACGGGCAUUGUAUCCUGGGGCGUCGGGUGUGGCAAGGGGUACGGCUUCUACACCAAAGUGCUCAGCUACGUGGAUUGGAUUAAGGGGGUGAUUGAAUGUAAAGACCGAUGUCCGGAGGCCUGAGCAGUGGCCCUCAAGAGGUCCCAGCUAAGAACAGGCAGGAGUGA
Messenger RNA from Rattus rattus (black rat), 1525 nucleotides. Its product is annotated as complement C1r subcomponent-like protein. Gene Ontology annotation, molecular function: serine-type endopeptidase activity. The record is from RefSeq and is a predicted model, not a curated record. Gene Ontology annotation, cellular component: blood microparticle. The transcript has 4 exons. NCBI's taxonomy places the organism in Eukaryota, Metazoa, Chordata, Mammalia, Rodentia, Muridae. The coding region runs from base 276 to 1481 and encodes 401 amino acids. Gene Ontology annotation, biological process: zymogen activation.